CGGGAAAGUCUCGAGUUCUUCAAAGCUGGAACCGCAAACCGGCAGCGCGAGCCCUUUCCCACACACGCGCACACGCACAGAAGCCAAGACCUCGUUUGCGCGUUUCACUUUUUCGCGCAGACAUUAAUCCCGCGGCCGAAAGGCGAGUCACCCUCGGUGAGCGCGGAGGAAGAGGAGGAGGAAGAGGAGGAGGCAUCGUCAUGCGCUCGUCGGGAAUGGAACAGGUGGCAUUCACUUGUCAGUAGACUGCGCUCUCGGGACCCCGUCUAAUUGCCGGACGACGAGCCCGGGGAGAAGUCAUGCCGGUGGCCGAGUGCGCGGCGCUGCCGCCGGAGGGCGACCCCGACGCCGAAGAGGGCGACCUGGCGCCGGAGGCGGCGGAAGCGGCGGCCACGCUGUGCCGCAGCCCCGCCGCCGACGUCCUCAAGAACUUCUACCACACCAAGCGGGUGGGCAACUACCUGAUCGGCAGGAAGCUGGGCGAGGGCUCCUUCGCCAAAGUCAGGGAGGGGCUGCACGCCCUCACCGGGGAAAAGGUACCACCAGCUUCUUAUUUCGACCCUUGAGAUUGCCACUUUUAACUUGGGGGCGAGGGGGGGGGGCUGUUUACAUUCUCCCCCCCACCCCCAAAAAAAAGUUUAAAAAGAAAAUUUCUCCAAAUUUGACUUCAAGCUCAUAUGUCUUUUGGGGGGAAAUUCAUUGUUAUGAAAAAAAGACCCAUUACUAAUUUGGGAGUGUUACCCUUUAACAAAAAACUGCACUUUAAAACGUUUCU
Messenger RNA from Hippocampus comes (tiger tail seahorse), 775 nucleotides. RefSeq names its product hormonally up-regulated neu tumor-associated kinase homolog. NCBI's taxonomy places the organism in Eukaryota, Metazoa, Chordata, Actinopteri, Syngnathiformes, Syngnathidae. The coding region runs from base 300 to 566 and encodes 88 amino acids. The record is from RefSeq and is a predicted model, not a curated record. The transcript has 2 exons.